AUGAAGACGAAGAAUCAGACACCAUCACCUCUCCCACCAACACUGCCUCUGCAGCUGCUGCCCCCCGGCUCUCCCUUUGCCAACUCAUCAAAUUUCUCCUUCAAUGCCUCCUCCGGCCACAGUCAACCGCCCUCGGCAUUCCGUCCGCCGGGCCCAGACGAUCAAGGCUUCCCAAAUAAUUACAACAUGACGCGCAGAACUUCCGUCUCCGCCGAAUCCCUCACGCCUACCCACCACCAGGAUAGCAACUGGAAAGCGCCUUAUCACCAGAAAACCGAAGACCAGCUAUCUCGCCUGCGUGCUUCCGUCAGCUCCAACUUCCUCUUCUCCCACCUCGACGACGAUUCCGCCAACCUCGUCCUCGGCGCCCUGGUCGAGAAGCCAAUCCCGGCCAAAGACAUCAAAGUCAUCACCCAAGGCGACGCAGGUGACUACUUCUACGUCGUCGAGCGCGGCGCCUUCGAUAUCUACGUUAACCCUGCCGGGCACGUCACCCCUGGCCCUGAUGGUAUGGGCCAGAAGGUCAACACGAUUGGUCCUGGAGGUAGCUUUGGAGAGCUGGCGUUGAUGUAUAAUGCGCCGCGGGCGGCGACCGUGGUGAGUACGGAGAAAGAGAGUACGCUGUGGUCGCUGGACAGAGUCACGUUUAGGCGGAUCUUGAUGGAUAGUGCGUUUCAGAGACGGAGGAUGUAUGAGAGCUUUCUGGAGGAGGUGCCGUUGCUGUCAACUCUUACCCUCUACGAACGCUCGAAAAUCGCGGACGCUUUGGAUACGCAGAAAUUUCUACUCUGGGGCUACCAUUAUCCGCGAAGGUGA
Messenger RNA from Letharia columbiana, 816 nucleotides. RefSeq lists its product as uncharacterized. Gene Ontology annotation, molecular function: cAMP-dependent protein kinase regulator activity. Lineage: Eukaryota; Fungi; Ascomycota; Lecanoromycetes; Lecanorales; Parmeliaceae. Gene Ontology annotation, biological process: regulation of protein phosphorylation. The transcript has a single exon. Gene Ontology annotation, cellular component: nucleus; cAMP-dependent protein kinase complex. Bases 1 to 816 code for a protein of 271 amino acids. The record is from RefSeq and is a predicted model, not a curated record.